AUGUCGCGAACCACCACGAUCCGCGAUCUGCCAACCGAGAUCAUACUUCUCAUUUGGCUGCGACGUUCGUGCUGGGCUAUCCGCAAAUCAAUACCGUCUCCUACUCAUGCGAAGUUGAUAGAGGCGGAAACCGAUGACUUCGGACGUCAGAACAACUUGUACGCUUGUCGAGAUUGUCUUAGACUGCGACCAAGGGCAAAAUUCGGGGAUAAAAUGAUAAAGAAGGAGAAAUCCAAGUGGGGACGCGAUGCGAGGGAUCGCUGGUGCGUGGACUGUGGCAUCGACCCGCGCCCAGGCACCAAUCGAUACACGGCUGGCAACCACAUUGAAAUCUUUGGGGAACAUAAUGUUAUCUGCCUCCGAUGUCGAAAAUUUCAAGCGGGUGCUUUAGAGAACGGCAUACCCUUGUCUGUGUGCCAAGUCUGUCAGCGGAAUGCGAAGACAAUAGAGGAACGUAAGGAGGCUGACCGAGCACGUCAGGAAAGGGAUCGAUUGCGCGCGGUACAGGCUGAGCGGAGAGCCAGAGGACGUGCAAUUUAUGGCUCAGAUUCCGAGAGUGAUGAGAUAAUUCCCCCAAGUCCUUCAUUGAGUCAAGGAGCUUGA
Penicillium samsonianum is the source of this 603-nucleotide messenger RNA. RefSeq lists its product as uncharacterized. The coding region runs from base 1 to 603 and encodes 200 amino acids. NCBI's taxonomy places the organism in Eukaryota, Fungi, Ascomycota, Eurotiomycetes, Eurotiales, Aspergillaceae. The record is from RefSeq and is a predicted model, not a curated record. The transcript is spliced from 2 exons.